Molecule: messenger RNA, 2471 nt
Organism: Danaus plexippus (monarch butterfly)
Lineage: Eukaryota; Metazoa; Arthropoda; Insecta; Lepidoptera; Nymphalidae
Exons: 6
Coding region: 859-1326 (155 amino acids)
Source: RefSeq, a predicted model, not a curated record
CAUAAUAUUGAAAAUGGAUAUAUCGGCGCAAUUCUUAUUAUUGGAAUAAUCAAUAGUUGUGGGUAGUUGAAAUUAUCAGGUGUCAGCCGAAUAACCACCUGCGUAGCCCUGAGUUUAACAUGUGUUAAUACCUUUGAGCUAACCUCGUAUCCGUGAUAUAUCCUUAUGAGAACCAUUGGAUACCGUAGGGACGCCUUAGGGUACCGUGAGAAGAAACGUAUACAUCACAGAUCUGCAGAGUGUUCGCCUCUGAGCUAAUCACGUUUUACCCUUGAGCUAACCACGGGUCCUUGUUGUAUCCUUAAGAGAACCAUGAGAUAACGUAGGGAUGCCUUGGGAAUUCAUGAGUAGACUUGUAGUCACUCAUUUGUAAAUACUUGCAAGAUGCGGUAACAAAGCCAUAAGUCUAUGUCUUCCGUGAAAAUACAUCGUCUUUUCAAAGUGACAACAUAAAUUUAUCACAGAUAUCUAGCUCAAACAUAAAUACUUUAUUUCAGAUACUUAUGGUACAUUACAAGAACGGCAGGCAUAGAGAAGCGCCGCCUGUCAGGAUGGCCGUAUCGGCUCAAAACUAUAAGUGUUUUUCUUCUCAGGUGUCCAGGGAAUUUUAACCAAAUAUUUCUAAACUAGGUACUCAACCAAGUCAGCUAUACUAAUAUAUUGCAAAAAAAAGGGGAAAAAAUUAAAUAAACAAUAAUUGUGGGUGGUUGAAAUUAUCAGGUGUCACCCGCACAACCGCCUGCGUAGCCACCUGUGCAAGUGUAGUCACAACAAUGAUUGUUGGUUGCUAUAUAUAGAUAUGUAGUGAAUAAUAUCUAUGUAUUGGUUCAAUUCCAAUACACGAGUGCGCAAGAAGCUAUGCCCGAUGGAGGAGAAGCUAUGCCCGGUGGAGGAGAAGCUAUACCCGAUGGAGGUUUUAACCUUAACAAAACAGCAAAUAUGAAAAAUCCUCAAAUAUUAGGACCAGCUGGGAAUGCAGCUGAAGCCGAAAAACAAAAAUUCACUAUCCCAACUACCACACCAAAAAAGAGACUAUAUACAACAGAGAAGCGAGUAUCAUUUGCUGAAAACUGCGAUUAUUUAGCACAUUUCUGCCUAAAGGCUUAUGACACCGGAUCACUAUGUGGCCGCACUCUCUACUUCUCAUAUUACACAUUCAAAAAUUAUUGCCUAUUAGAUUACACUAAUUGCAUGGAGAGAUACGAAGUGUGGCAGGUCGCGUAUAUGGGUAAUUGUUCUACAGUCAAGCUGCUCACGGAAUAUUUAGUGUAUCCCUACGAUAACGAUCUUUUUCUGGACGAGUACAUUAUAGAAGAAGAAAAGUAAUCUUUGAAACUAUUGACAGUUUCAAUCAGAAUGACUUUUAUAGAAAAUAAGUAACGUACAAGAGAAGGUGUAUAAGGAUGAAUUAGAAGAAAUAUAAGUAUAUAACUUUAUUAAGCGAAAACGCAUUUGUUAUUUUUUUGUUAUUACAGUUUUUAAGAAGGUUAAGAAAAUGUUUCCAUUUUCCUUAAUAUUUAUGCAAAAACAAUAUAAAUUUAUAUACGUUUAAAAAAUGGUAAUGAUAGGAUUGAACUUAAUAGUUACUGUUAUCAUUCUUGAUUGAACUUAGUCAUCCUGCGAUCAUUGGGACAAAAUUUUGAAUGAAAAGAAAAAACUAGCCUGAGUUGGUCUUUUUUGAAAAAAAUUGUGAAGCUUUAAACUAAUAAAUACUUUUUUUUUAUUUGAGACAGAGAGAUAUAAUUUUUUUCUUAGUUUUUAUUAUUAUUGUAUAUAAUUAUUUGAAAUUAUCUUCAGUUACUAGGUGGGAUUACUAGUAUUGUGAAAUUAGCUUCAACUUGUAUACCCCUAAAAUUGUCAAUCUAAGCCCUUUGAUCAGUAUUUUUUUUAAAGCCGCAUGCACAUAUGUAUAUUGGAGUUGAAUAUUCUUCAAUGACUAGUAGGGUCUAGAGUCGAGACUAUAAACUACAGACAUUGGAAUCUAAGACUUUCGCGAGUAUUCAUUUAAAUAAUACUUAUAUUUUUGGAUCAUUCUACGCGUAUUUUAUUAUUUUAAAAAACUACAUGCUCCCGACGUUUCGGUUACUUUUCACACAUCUCGUCUGCCCGUGAUCACGGUUGCUGAAAUAUAACCGAAACUUCGGGAGUAAGUAGUUUUUUAAAUUAAUUAUAGACGUGUAGUAAAUGAGAAAAAUAUUAGUUCUAUUAUGAGACAUUGGUUUAGUAAUUUCGAUCCCUUUACAAGAGGCGAAGUGUAAAAUUUCAUAAAGAUACUACCCCUACUCGUGGCAAUUUCAGGUCUUAAAUAUCUUAAAUACAUGAACGGAAACAUUAUACGCCAGUAAUUUACUUCUUACGCGAUAGAGUACAUAACUAAGGAUAUACUUUAAUUGUGACGAGAAUUCUUUCUGUUAAGGUUUCGUUAUUAACCAAUUAGAGUAAUAUUUUAAAAUUAAAGCAUCUCGAAGAAA